AUGGAAUACAAAUCCUUUGGUACAUGUGCCUAUAAGCAAGGAUUCACUCAAGGAGCCAACUAUUCACCUGUAUUAAGCGUAAUAGCAUUAGAAAUGGCUGGAUUUGGUAACAUGCCAGGAUUGUUAAUGGGUGCGGACGAUGGAUUAAUAGAAAUUAAUUCUCACCUUGAAAGCAACAUCAAUAAAUUGAAGAAAGCUGAAUAUGGUAUCCAUCUAGCAGAAGAUAAGUAUUUUGGUCCGUGCCAAGAUAAAUUUAAAUUCUUUGGGUGA
Molecule: messenger RNA, 270 nt
Organism: Trichoderma harzianum CBS 226.95
Lineage: Eukaryota; Fungi; Ascomycota; Sordariomycetes; Hypocreales; Hypocreaceae
Exons: 1
Coding region: 1-270 (89 amino acids)
Source: RefSeq, a predicted model, not a curated record